Molecule: messenger RNA, 144 nt
Organism: Dentiscutata heterogama
Lineage: Eukaryota; Fungi; Glomeromycota; Glomeromycetes; Diversisporales; Gigasporaceae
Source: the annotation of a GenBank genome assembly
AUGGCCUUUCAAUUUAUGUUUAAGGACUCUUGCACUUAUAUUGAAUCAAAGGAAACUGUAAAAGAAAUUGGAUUUGAUGCUAAUCGUUAUAUUGGUAUUAGAUAUCCAGAUAAUUAUCCGGAAAUAAUCAGAUUAAUUAUAUAA